Cuscuta campestris is the source of this 2381-nucleotide messenger RNA. NCBI's taxonomy places the organism in Eukaryota, Viridiplantae, Streptophyta, Magnoliopsida, Solanales, Convolvulaceae. The record is from the annotation of a GenBank genome assembly.
CGCGCCUGCCGCCAUUCUUCUUACUCCUAACUACUUCGUCGUCUUCGCUUGAGCCAGGCACCCCUAAAGCUGUAACCUCUGUUUUCAAUAUACAAUGCCAUUCCAUAUGGAAAAGGAAUAAGGACAAGUGAAGAAAAGAGUGAAAAUGACACAAUAUCCAGUGGGCGGAAUGUGUCUUUACUUAAAACAAAACUUUUGGAGUUCCUAACAUUAUAUUGUAUGUCUAUGUAUAAGGGAAAUUUAUUGGGGUGCUUUGCUGGAAGCCAGGAAUUGCUUCUGUCUUAUUUUUUUUUGGUAGGUUGAGGAGACCGAGAGCAUGGAAAGCAAUAGAGAAGUAGAGAACGACCCAAAAGGAGAAAGAAAGAAACUCCACGCCCUCGCUCCAAUCGCCAACACUCUCACCAGAAAAAAACUCAGCAAACGCAAUCUCAAACUCGUUCGCCAUGCAACAAAGAUCUGGCUCUCUACCUCUAGAGGCUAUCCUCACAAAUCUGCUUCCGCCGGCUCAAUUCCAGUACCUGUGUUCCAACUGCUCUUUGUUACCGAUGGGAAAUACACAGAAAUGGAGAGUGUUACUAAAGGCGAAACCGAAAUGCCAAAAGACACCUACAGGGUUGCAUACAUAAUCCACUUCCUGCUCGGUGCAGGGAGCCUUCUGCCGUGGAACGCCGUGAUCACGGCAGUCGACUACUUCGGGUACUGUUACCCGGCCUCCCUCCACGUCGAGAAGGUGUUCUCCGUGGCGUACAUGGCCUCGUCUCUGGCAACCUUGGUGGUCAUGUUAAUGGGGUUCGGGACGAGCCACGCCGGUUUGGCGCAGAGGUUUAGGGUCAGAACGAACAUGGGAUUCUCCAUGUUUGUUCUGUCCCUCAUGCUGACUCCAGCCAUGGACUGGUGGCUGCAGGAGAAGAAGGGGCCGAGUGCUGGGAAAUGCGCCACGCCGUACCCUGCGGCGGUUUCCGCGGUGGUGAUCUGCGGUUUGGGCGACGGUCUGGUCGGAGGAGCCCUGUUUGGGUCUGCUGGGAAGCUGCCCAAGGAGUACAUGCAAGCCAUCUUUGCCGGGACGGCCUCUUCAGGAGUUUUUAUAUCCAUAUUGAGAAUCAUCACAAAAGCAUCCCUUCCGCAGACGCCUGAGGGCCUAAAAACCAGCGCACACCUCUACUUCAUCGUCAGCACCGCUAUUCUCCUCCUCUGCAUUGCCUCUUCCAACCUCCUCUACAAGCUGCCCGUGAUGAACCACCACCACCACGGGCUCGCCCCUGCAGGCGAUAAGACCCCGAGAUUCUGGGAGGUGGCACGAGCGGUCAGAUGGCCCGCCUUUGGGGUCUUCAUGAUUUACACUGUCACCUUGUCCAUCUUCCCGGGUUUCCUGGCCGAGAACAUCCGGUCCGACACCCUGAAAGAUUGGUACCCCAUCCUGCUCAUCACUCUCUACAACGUGUCGGAUUUCUUGGGGAAGUCCGCGAACGGAAUCUAUGUGGUGAAGAGCAUUGGGAAGGCCACCUGGGGCUGUGUGGGCAGGGUUUUGUUGUACCCUUUCUUUAGCCUCUGCCUCCACGGCCCCAGGUGGUUGAAAACCGAAACGCCCAUUAUAUUUCUUACCGUGAUUUUGGGAAUAACCAACGGGUACUUGACCAGUGUUCUCAUGAUCCUUUCCCCGAAAAUGGUCCCGGUCUCCGAAUCGGAGACCGCUGCCAUUGUCAUGGCUGUAUUUCUUGGAUUGGGUUUGGUUUCGGGCUCGGUUCUUGGAUGGGUUUGGAUCAUAUGAACUCGGAAUGUUUGUUUGUUUGGGUAAUCUUAGCUAGCUAGUUCAAAAAGAGAAUGUCAAACUCAAAAGUUCCGUCAAUACCUGAAAAGUUAUACUCCCUCUGUCCACCAUAGAUCUUCCCAAUAGCCCUUUUUCUUUGUCCACAAUAGAUCUUCUCAUUUCAUUUUUUAACAAGUAAAAUACCACAACUACCCCCACUUACUUUAUUUAUUACACCUCACCCACCUCAUUUAAUACACUCCACCCAUUUUUCAUUAAGGGUAUUAUGGUAAACUUUCACCUUUUUUCAACUCUCCUUAAAAAUCACCAAAAGUCAAAAUGNGUCAAUACCUGAAAAGUUAUACUCCCUCUGUCCACCAUAGAUCUUCCCAAUAGCCCUUUUUCUUUGUCCACAAUAGAUCUUCUCAUUUCAUUUUUUAACAAGUAAAAUACCACAACUACCCCCACUUACUUUAUUUAUUACACCUCACCCACCUCAUUUAAUACACUCCACCCAUUUUUCAUUAAGGGUAUUAUGGUAAACUUUCACCUUUUUUCAACUCUCCUUAAAAAUCACCAAAAGUCAAAAUGAGAACAUCUUAGGCGGACGGAGGGAGUACUAUAUAACUCGGAU